CUCAUUAAUGCUCAUUUAUUGAUCAAUGUAUGAGAUGUGGCUGUUGUAAAGUGGGCGUUGCUGCGGCUCCCGCAUUUCCCCAGCCGCAGCUACUCGGCUCCUGGCGAGCGUCUCGCUUCAUUCCUGGUUUCCGAUCCAGGAUCGGCCUCACACACAAUGAACCGGAACCUCUUGCUGUUCUGCCAACGUUUCUCCAGGUUCAACGUGUCCCACAAUAGCAGGAAAAAGGUUCGGGUGCAGCUGUUCACGUUGCAGCCCCAAUGUAGUCUUUGAAGGGUCGCCGAGGCAGCCGCACUGAGUUUCAAGAGGGGUGAAGAAUUUAGAUGAUGGAAAGAUAUUCCUGGAGAUGUCUCUGGGUCAGCUCUUGCGACGCGCAUCUUCAAAAGCCUCUGACCUCCUGACCUUUAAUCAGUCAAGUGGAUCCUCCAGGAUCCUGGAUGGUGAAAUUAUAUACUCAAAGAACAAUGUUUGCGUCCAUCCGUCAGACCUGCUGCGAGGCCUUGGAGAACACCACCCAGGGUACUUAUGCAUACAUUUGGAAAAGGAUGAAUUACUUGGAACAACACUUAUUAUCACCUGGAUCCCAAACACCCGUAUCCAACGACAAGAUGAAGAGGCUUUAAGAUACAUCACACCUGAAAGUUCUCCUGUGCGAAAGGUACAGCGUAGGAGAUGCCGACAUGCACCUGUUGUACAUCAGCCUAUGAGCAGUACAGGACAAAGGCAAGAACUGGUUCCAGCAGAGGAUGAUGAGAUAAUAACUGUGUCAGAGAGCAUGACUAACUCUAUGCACAUUGGCUCACCAGGGCCAGUGCAGAGCAUGUCGCCACAUUCCCUCACAUUGCAGAUCUCCCAUGGUGCACGACAGCAAGCUCACAGUGACUCAGAAAUUUCUUCGACAAUAACUUGCCAGGAUGACCAGAAAGUUCUGAAGAUUUCUGCGGAAGGUCAGAACGAGGCUAAUUCUAAGAGGGAGCAAGGAGAAGAUGAAGCAUCAUAUGAUCUAACCACUGACGAUGUCAGCAGGGACAGCACCAUUGGCUCGGAUUCUGAUACAUUCUCAUCUCCAUUAUGUCUGUCUCCAAUUGGUGACCCUAUGGCAGAAAGUAGCAGAUCUGUGUUUCUUGAUGCAGAAAGCAGAGAGAUGUGCGAAGAACAUAUGGCUAAAUUGGCGAACUCCAUCUCAGACCACUCUUCUGAUGCACAGUACACUUUGCAGUUUUCUGAGAAUUAUACACAACCGUACAGCACAAAAUGGGAAGAGCAGCAGAAGGUGUUGGCACUUGAGCAACUCUAUGGUGUUUUUAGAGUUGAUUUGGGCCAAAUGCGAUCACUGCGCCUUUUUUUCAGUGAUGAAGCAUGCACGUGUGGUCAACUGGUCAUCGCUAGCCGGGAAAGUCAGUACAAGAUUUUCCAUUUUCACCAUGGUGGUCUUGAUAAACUUAGUGAAGUGUUUCAGCAAUGGAAAUAUUGCACUGAGACCCAUCAGAGGGAUCAGGUGUCUGAUGUAAAGGCUUGCAUGCAGUUCUCAAUAAAACGCCCUAAUUUGCCAUCAUCAGAGACUCACCCAGAAGAGAAUAUGUACAAGCGGUUAGAUGUCACUACAUGGUUAAACCAUCUGAAUGAUGCUGGCCAAGUGGAAGAGGAAUACAAACUCCGCAAGGCAAUAUUUUUUGGAGGUAUCGAUCCUACAAUUCGUGGAGAAGUCUGGCCAUUUCUGUUACGAUUUUAUAGCUGUGAAACAACAUCAGAAGAAAGGGAAGCUCUACGGAUUCAGAAACGUGCAGAAUAUGAAGAAAUUCAGCAAAAAAGAUUGUCUAUGACUCCAGAGGAACAGGAAGAUUUUUGGCGGAAAGUUCAGUUUACUGUUGAUAAAGACGUGGUUCGGACUGAUCGAUCCAAACAGUUCUUCAAAGGGGAAAACAAUCCCAAUGUGGAAGCUAUGAGGAGAAUUUUGCUGAACUAUGCAGUUUACAGUCCUGAGAUAGGGUAUUCCCAAGGAAUGUCUGAUCUGGUGGCUCCAAUCUUGUCAGAGGUCAGGGAUGAAUCUGACACAUUUUGGUGUUUUGUCGGACUAAUGCAGAAUACAAUUUUCAUCAGCUCACCACGGGAUGAUGAUAUGGAAAGACAACUGCUGUACCUGAGAGAGCUACUGAGAUUGAUGCACCUCCGUUUUUACCAGCACCUGGUGUCCCUGGGUGAGGAUGGGCUCCAAAUGCUGUUCUGCCAUCGAUGGAUUCUCCUCUGCUUUAAACGCGAGUUUCCUGAAGCAGAGGCACUUCGCAUUUGGGAGGCAUGUUGGGCUCAUUACCAGACUGACUACUUCCACCUGUUUGUUUGUCUGGCCAUUGUUGUGAUUUAUGGGGAUGACGUGAUUGAACAACAGUUAGCAACAGACCAGAUGCUACUUCAUUUCAGCAACCUGGCCAUGCAUAUGAGUGGGGAGAUUGUGCUAAGGAAGGCACGGAGUCUUUUGUACCAAUUUCGUCUCUUGCCCAGAAUCCCUUGCAGUCUACAUGACUUGUGUAAGUUGUGUGGCACAGGAAUGUGGGACAGCGGAUACAUCCCAGCUGUGGAGUGUACAUUAAAUCACUUGGAUUUUGAUGAUUGCCCGUAUGGAGGGACCUCUGCUACACCAUCUCCAAGAUCAGCACAUGAAGGCAAAAGAGGGGCAAAAGAUGUUUUCACUUUCCUGAGAUAGUCUUUCUAAUUAAGCAUAUUUUGUGCUCAAAGUCCAAUUACUAGGCAUUGUUUUGAAGGUAGUUACUUGAUAGGGGCUGAACCUGAUUACUUAGUAACUAUAUAUUUUUUAGUAACUGUGAGCUAGUAUUGAUAUUUCUCCUGAUACAGUUUUGGGCAUCCCUAGGAUUGAUACAGUUGCUCAAAACUAAUUAUUUAAUACAAUUUUUCUGAACUUAGGUGAUUUGAGUUGAAGUGGAAAAGGCACACAAGGAGGGAGAUGAUGGUGACCUGAGCACUUUAACCUAUUGAAAUAUAAAUGGGUAUCUUGGGGAUUCCCUCAAUUGGCCUAAACAUAGUGUUUGUUUUGAAUGAUUUUUAGGGAAGAGAAAAGUCAAUUUUCUGGAAUGCUUAUGAUGUGUUGCAAAAAAUGCAGUUGACCCUUGGGAAACUCUGUGUGAAUGUAUAAAUAUGCAGCUUAUUUGACAAUUCCCAUACAAUGAAACACUUCAGUGUUGAUUUAAAUAUAUUUUUAAAAUUGCUGGCACCCAGCAAUUUGCAGUGUUGUCUGUAAAUAUCACUUAACCACAUCCCUAUCAAGGAAACGUUAUACCUGAAAAUGCAUUGCCCUUAGCACAAUAAUAGCUUAAAAAUAGCUAAAUGCAUUGCCUUUUCACAUGAUGGUGUUACCUAAUUGUAUGCUGUUGGCUAAACUUCAGUCCAGCUGUGGAUUUGUGACAGUCAUGAGAAUUCAGACUUUUCUUGCAAAGGUAAAGCUUUGAUGGAGAAAACUAAAACACCUCAUUUACCAGAUUAUCUUGUUUAAAUUGCCACAUCCCAGUAUAACCAUUAAUUGUACAACCAGAAAGCAUCUUGAAAUCUGUUAGUAUUUCUGCCGUAUCACUGGACAUUAACUUCCAUUUUAAAAAAGCACCUUAAGUCAGUGGUUCUCAAGCUUCUUUGAUUAAAGGACCCCUUUUCAAAUAGAUUAGUAAUCAUGGACCCUCCCAUCUAAAUUAUAAUACUGCAUAAUGCUCAUAAUAUGAAAAUGCUGCAUGUAAAGAGUCUUUUAGUAAUGCUUUUAAGAAAACAGGUGUUUACUUACAGAUAUCUGUGAGAUGGGUGUCCCUGUUUCUCACUGCAGAGUCUACCAGUUCUUGGUGUGAUGUUUGGCAAUGACAUUCGUAAGUCAAUCUCCACUUUCAGAUCAACCUGCACUUUGUCUUGAUUGCUGUCAAAGCAGAAAAUGUUGUUUAACAAAUGUAAGUUUUUGGGAAAGGUAGCAACACAUUCAUUGUUUCAUUCACUAAUUCUGGCUACUUUGCCAGAACUGUGAAGGUGUUUGUUUUUGCAUGUUAAUUUUCAGUGAGUGCUCACAGGACAGUUCCACCCAUUCCUCUUUCACUUUUCCACUUCAGCAACAAAAUGACAUAGCAAAUGUUGAAAAUGAAUCCUAAACCUGAUUGGACUUAUCAAUUUUUAUAUUUUAAAAAUCAACGCUGAAGUACUCUGCCAAUGUUGCAAGAUGAGCAAUGGUCCUUUCUUUCAUGCAAUCAGCUGUCAUCCAAAACACAGCCAGCAGCGGGAACAUGCCUGAAACUCCAUUGCUCAGUCUAAUUUUCCAAAUCUCAAUUUUGUUCCUCAAUGUUGCAGUCUUGUCACUAGCUCAAGCAUGGUUGUAUUGCCCUUUGUAUUGAUUUGAUUCAGAGUAUUGACAGGUUAAAAAUGUCAGCGACGUAUGCAAAAUUUGUUACCCAUAUGUGAUCAGAGAAGUUUUCGGCUAAUGCAGGAUUGUGCUUAAAAAAAAAGUUAGCUAUUUAUGAAGCUCAAAAACUUUUACUCUGCCCCGAGAUAACCAAUGUUCUACAAUGUGAAACAAUUUUCAUGUCCUGCACCCAUUUCUGAACACUGCUUUGCAAACAAACAUGAAUUCACAGGUUUGGACUUCACAAAAGUAACAGCUCUCGUAUUUGCAUUGAAAAGAGCAUGUAAUUCAGCUUCCAUUCUUUUUGAAGUAAGGGCUUGGCGAUUCAGCAUAGUUUUUGUCACAAUUACCUGCUGCUCUUUUUUUCUUGCACCACCAUUCCUUUUGCCUGCCAUAGAGUGAGCACCGUCUGUGCAAUGCAGCAUUCCCACUUAAGCUCCCACUCUGAUUCCAUGAAAUUAUUUAGUAACUUGAUAUUUCCUCAACAAAAACAGAAAUACCUGGAAAAACUCAGCAGGUCUGCCAGCAUCAGUGGAGAAGAGCAAAGUUGAUGUUUCAAGUCCUCAUGACCCUUCAACAGAACUGAAUAUUUCCUCACCUGUUGUUAAUUCUGGUAACGCCUGACAAAAAUGAAAAUCUUUGAAAAUUUCCCCUAAUCAAACAAAGCACGCUUAAACUAAUAAUUGUGCUGUACCACCAGUAUCCAUUGUCUCAUCCAGCUGAAUUGCAAACUGCUCACAUUCACAAAGCCUUUCUGACAAUUGGCAUUUUAUGUCUAAGUUCCUUGAUUCUUCUACCAACUCGGCCAUUAGAAAAUGGUUUUGGCCUUCACCUUUUGUGCUGCCUUUCAGUCACCAUCACAAUUUUGCAGCAGCUUUCUACAGCAGCUGGAAGAAUCAGCUCCUCUCCAAUAGUGUGGACUUUCUUUCUUUUAG
Molecule: messenger RNA, 5319 nt
Organism: Carcharodon carcharias (great white shark)
Lineage: Eukaryota; Metazoa; Chordata; Chondrichthyes; Lamniformes; Lamnidae
Gene: tbc1d16
Product: TBC1 domain family, member 16
Exons: 12
Coding region: 347-2701 (784 amino acids)
Biological process (GO): activation of GTPase activity
Cellular component (GO): early endosome
Molecular function (GO): GTPase activator activity
Source: RefSeq, a predicted model, not a curated record